CUGUGCGGGGCGCUGCGGAGCCUGCUGGCCAGCCCCAGCAACGAAGUGACUUUACUGGACUCACGCACAGUCAUGGGGGAUCUGGGAUGGAUAGCCUACCCGAAAAAUGGGUGGGAAGAAAUUGGUGAGGUGGAUGAAAAUUAUGCUCCAAUACACACAUAUCAAGUGUGCAAAGUAAUGGAACAGAAUCAGAACAACUGGCUUCUGACUAGCUGGAUCUCCAAUGAAGGAGCCUCCCGGAUCUUCAUUGAACUCAAGUUCACUCUGAGGGACUGUAACAGUCUUCCAGGAGGACUCGGGACUUGCAAAGAGACUUUCAAUGUGUAUUACUUUGAAUCGGACGACGCAGACGGAAGGAACGUCAAAGAAAACCAGUACAUCAAGAUCGACACCAUUGCCGCAGAUGAGAGCUUCACAGAGCUCGACCUUGGAGACCGAGUCAUGAAACUGAACACCGAGGUCAGAGAUGUUGGGCCUCUGACCAAAAAGGGAUUUUACUUGGCUUUCCAGGAUGUAGGUGCCUGCAUCGCCCUGGUGUCCGUGCGAGUGUAUUACAAAAAGUGCCCUUCCGUUAUACGUAACCUGGCCCUCUUUCCCGACACCAUCACUGGGGCAGAUUCCUCCCAGCUGCUGGAAGUGUCGGGCUCGUGUGUGAACCACUCUGUGACCGAUGAGCCUCCAAAGAUGCACUGCAGUGCAGAAGGGGAAUGGCUGGUGCCCAUUGGAAAAUGCAUGUGUAAGGCAGGGUACGAGGAGAAGAACAGCACCUGUCAAGUCUGCAGACCUGGAUUCUUCAAGGCCUCUCCCCAGAGCCCAUCCUGCAGUAAGUGCCCCCCUCACAGCUACACGCACGAGGAAGCGUCCACCUCCUGUCUGUGUGAAGAACACUAUUUCAGAAGGGAGUCGGACCCACCUACAAUGGCCUGUACAAGACCCCCCUCAGCUCCUCGGAAUGCCAUCUCAAAUGUUAACGAGACUAGUGUCUUCCUGGAAUGGAUUCCCCCGGCUGACACCGGUGGAAGGAAAGAUGUGUCUUAUUAUAUUGCAUGCAAGAAGUGCAGCUCCCACUCGGGGCUGUGUGAGGCGUGUGGCAGUCAUGUCAGGUACCUCCCCCAGCAAAUCGGCCUGAAAAACACCUCUGUCAUGAUGGUGGACCUGCUUGCUCAUACAAACUAUACCUUUGAAAUUGAGGCAGUGAACGGAGUGUCCGACCAGAGCCCUGCAGCGCGGCAGUAUGUGUCUGUAAAUGUAACCACAAAUCAGGCAGCACCUUCUCCAAUCAGUAUUGUGAAAAAAGGAAAGAUAGCUAAAAAUAGCAUCUUCCUUUCCUGGCAGGAGCCGGAUCGACCCAACGGCAUCAUCCUGGAGUAUGAAAUCAAAUAUUUUGAAAAGGAUCAAGAGACCAGCUACACCAUCAUCAAAUCGAAAGAGACGAAGAUCACGGUGGAUGGCUUGAAACCAGCGUCGACAUAUAUCUUCCAAAUCCGAGCGCGCACGGCAGCAGGGUAUGGUGGCUUCAGUCGAAGAUUUGAGUUUGAAACCAGCCCAGUGUCAGUAGCUGCAUCCAGGGAUCAGAGCCAGAUUCCUAUAAUUGCUGUGUCAGUAACAGUGGGAGUUAUCCUGUUGGCGGUGGUUAUUGGUUUCCUUCUCAGUGGAAGGCGAUGUGGAUACAGCAAAGCUAAACAAGAUCCAGAAGAAGAAAAGAUGCACUUUCAUAACGGCCACAGUGAAUUUGGGGAAGUUUGUAGUGGGCGUCUGAAACUCCCUGGAAAACGCGAGUUUCCAGUGGCCAUAAAAACCCUCAAAGUGGGCUACACUGAAAAGCAAAGACGAGAUUUCCUGGGGGAAGCAAGCAUCAUGGGACAGUUUGACCAUCCCAAUAUCAUUCACUUGGAAGGUGUUGUCACAAAAAGUAAGCCAGUAAUGAUAGUGACAGAGUACAUGGAGAAUGGCUCUCUUGACACAUUUUUAAAGAAGAACGAUGGGCAGUUCACUGUCAUUCAGCUGGUUGGGAUGCUGAGAGGCAUUGCGUCAGGCAUGAAGUACCUGUCAGACAUGGGUUACGUACAUAGAGACCUUGCUGCCAGAAACAUCCUCAUCAACAGCAAUUUAGUGUGCAAAGUGUCUGACUUCGGACUGUCCAGAGUCCUAGAAGAUGACCCUGAAGCAGCGUACACAACAAGGGGAGGGAAGAUCCCAAUCAGAUGGACAGCCCCAGAAGCCAUCGCCUUCCGCAAAUUCACCUCGGCCAGCGACGUCUGGAGCUAUGGGAUAGUGAUGUGGGAAGUAGUGUCUUAUGGAGAGAGGCCCUACUGGGAGAUGACCAAUCAAGAUGUGAUAAAAGCUGUGGAGGAGGGCUACCGUUUGCCAAGUCCCAUGGACUGCCCGGCUGCUCUUUACCAGCUAAUGCUCGACUGCUGGCAGAAAGAUCGGAACAGCAGGCCCAAGUUUGACGAAAUUGUCAGCAUGUUGGACAAGCUCAUCCGUAACCCGAGCAGCUUGAAGACACUGGUUAAUGCAUCGAGCAGAGUGUCAAAUUUAUUAGUAGAACAUAGCCCCUUGGGAAGUGGCACCUACAGAUCCGUAGGUGAAUGGCUGGAAGCCAUCAAAAUGGGACGGUACACAGAGAUCUUCAUGGAAAAUGGAUACAGUUCAAUGGAUGCCGUGGCUCAGGUGACCUUGGAGGAUUUGAGGCGGCUUGGAGUGACACUUGUUGGUCACCAGAAGAAGAUAAUGAGCAGCCUUCAAGAGAUGAAGGUCCAGUUGGUGAAUGGGAUGGUGCCAUUGUAACUUGGUUUUAAAGUCACUUUCUCAAGUGAUCGACCCUGCACUUUGUAAACUAGCCCUGAGAUUUAUUAUAAGAAAAAAAAAGGGAAAAUCGGUUAUUUCUAUAACUGAUGGACAUUGGCUGGCCUCUGCCACAUAAUUUAUAAUCAGUGUUUGACUAAAAUUUUCCUUUCCUUCCUAUUUGUGUCUUCAUAUUCCUGAAGUAAAUGUAACAUGCAUGGAAAUGGAUCUACUGUACAUGAGGUUAACCAUUUUCUUAUGCUUCAGCAAUGACAAGAAAAAGGCUUCCCGCCACACUUUGUCUGUACAUGGACUAUAUAGAGAGCACCUUUAUAUACUGAAUUAUGGCAGCACAUGUUAAUACUUCCAAGGACUUACUUGAAUGGAAAAGUUUUGUAGUCAUUCAUGGGCUAACAAAAGCUGCAGUUUACUGAAGUUUACUUCAAGUCUUAAUUGUCUACAGAAGUGUAUUGAAGAGCAAUAUGAUUAGAUUAUUUCUUGAUAGAUAUUUUGUUUCGUAAAUUUAAAAGAUGCUGUUACACAGCGUUACGUUAUAGAGACUAGUGUAGAAACAUGUUGCUUGUUCAGUGGCAAAUACAAUACAGGGUGUAUAUUUUCCCCCCUCUGUGUUAUAAAGUUCCUUUUAAUUUGCUCUUCUGUGAGAUGAAUACAUGAUUAAUAUGUAUAUACUGUACAGUUUGCUACACACCCAGGUACAAGAAUUUUUGGUUAGAUUUGGUUUUGGUUGGUUUGGUUUUGGUUGUUUUGUGCUACCACUUUGCUUGUAUUUUUGCUGCUCUUUAGUUCAAACAACAUAUGAAAACAAAGCUUUCAGGAGUUUUAAUUACAUAUGUGAGGGAGCAAGCGUGCAUUUCAAUAAAAGUCAUUUCUCCCUCUAUUUCUACAUGAGCUCUGGCUAUUAAGGGGCAGAUUUCAAAAACAUAAAUGGGAGUUAGCCAUCCAACUCACACUGGCUUUCAAUGGCAGUUGGGUACCUAAUUUCUUCUGUACCUUUGAAAGUCUCCCCCUAAAAUAUCCAGCAUGGCUCAGCACCCCUGUGUACUGUAACCAGUCUGGUACAAACGGACUUAAUCUCAGGGACCCAUGUGCUUCCAAGCCAACUGGGUCUGGGUACAGACUAGUCACUGUUUUUAGCUCUGGAUCUAUAGGGUGCACUCCCAGGCUCAGACCUCUUGUCUUGAGCCCUUCCUUGGCUUGUCAGUCCACCACCCUAGUCAAUAAAACCAGUGCCUCUGACCUCCCGAGCCACUCAGUUGCUUACACACGCUCGCCCAGAGCUUCACUGAGGCUGUGGGCUCUCUGGGGUCUGAUGUUAACUACUUGAAGGACAACAUGGCAGGGAAGCAGGGAGCACAGGCUUAGGCAAGGAGUCUCUUCACCACAGACACUUUACUCUUCAAAACAUUGCAGUUACAGAGCAUCAAAAUAUAAUGGAAGUCCUGAGUGCUCCAUUAGUCGGAUCUCACUGCUCUUGUGAGCCUGUGGUCUGGACAAAGUCCCUCCUGCCCUCUUGUUCCACCAAGCCUUCAGUUCUGUGGUGAUGGUCAGCCCCCCAACUCAGAGCAGCACCCCUUCUUAAGUGCAGUCUCUGUCUCCUUCGCCCAGGUGCUCCUCUGGAAGGCUUAUCCCUCUCCUCCUUCAGGCCCCAGUGUAGAAAAACCAUUGUUCCAUUGAGUCAGCAGUUGGGAGACAAUCAAAGUGGAUGGCCCUAGACUGUCAUAUUGAUUUCUCCUGAUGUCCCUUCAGUGAGAUGUCAAGCAGCUUUCCUGGGUAGAGUGUCUAUCUGCAAAGCAAUUCAAUAACCUUCCCUUGAUUAAGGUUAGGCUUGUGUUCGGCACAUCACACAAAAUGGAGUUCCUAACACAAGAUGGAGGUUACAGUUUGAUUCUUUGCAGUGUGGUAGCCAUGUUGAUCCCAGGAUAUGAGAGCGCCAAGGGGGGUGAGGUAAUCUUUUAAUGGACCAACUUCAAUUUGUGGAAGAGACCAGCUUUCGGGCUACAUAAAGCCAGACCCGAAGAAGAGAUCUGUGUAGCUCAAUAGCGCAGUUCUCUCACCAACAGAAGUUGGUCCAUUAAAAGAUAUUACCUCACCCAUCUUGUUACAGUUUGAUACAGACAUGUCCCACUCUGUCACAAAGCAUACAGGAGCAGAAGGAGAAAUGUGCUCAAUUUGAUAAAUGUAGUGGAAUCCUAUAAUAAUGGAGUCAUUUGUUUGAACAACAACAUUGCUCUAGCCAGAACUUGACCAGUUUCAGUUUGCACAUUGUAAAGCCCGGGUGCUGGGAUUUUCAAAGGAACCUAUGGGAAUUAGGCACCCAGCUCCCAUUGAAUCCCAUCUUGAAACAAUGAGGGACUUUGAUUGUAUUUCUGUAUAGAUGAAAUUCUCCAAUUGUCCAUAGUUGGCCCCAUAGUUCGUUUUAAGAAAAAAGGCUCUGAUAAAGAUAGGGAUUGAAAGACUUGCUCAAAUGAUGGCAAAUAUUUUUCAUUAUUCUAGGGAAUAUUAGUUGUUUAUAUGGGUUGGAUAGCAUCUUGCAGCAUUCUUUCUUGAAGAUGGUAUCAACAUAUUCUGUUUUCCUUUCUCUUCUUCACCUCUGGAAAAAAAAGAGCACCUAAUCUGUUGCUUGACUUAUUCAUUCCUCUCACUCAGACGCACGUAUCUGAAUACCACUUUAGUUGUUCUUAAACAUUUCUUCUUUUUAUAGUUCCUCAAACCCCAAAUACAAAUAGCAGCUUCUAAUCAAACAAAAUCUCUCACAAAGAAAGAUUUUCUAUGGGGCUUGUGCUCCUAAAUCCCUUUGGGGCAUCUGCAAGUUUCCUGCAAACUUGUUUAGUAAAAGCAUACACCUAAAAACCCAUCUUCCUUCUAGAACUGUUAGUUACUUCUC
Molecule: messenger RNA, 5692 nt
Organism: Terrapene triunguis (Three-toed box turtle)
Lineage: Eukaryota; Metazoa; Chordata; Testudines; Emydidae
Gene: EPHA5
Product: EPH receptor A5
Exons: 16
Coding region: 73-2790 (905 amino acids)
Biological process (GO): protein phosphorylation; cell surface receptor protein tyrosine kinase signaling pathway; axon guidance
Cellular component (GO): plasma membrane; neuron projection
Molecular function (GO): protein binding; ATP binding; transmembrane-ephrin receptor activity
Source: RefSeq, a predicted model, not a curated record